GUAAGAGCAGUUUCCAGGAGAUAACCACGUGGAAGGAGGCUUUCGUUGAUGGACGAUCUAAAAAAAAACGAAGCUCCCCACCGCGGUGAGGUGAGUAGUAUACAGACUGAGGUAUCAAGGACUCAAAGAUUUGUUCCGCGGGUAAUACCGCUUGGCAUAAGGGGUAAACCAAUUGUAGCAGAGUCGUCAGCUGCGUCACACGACAGGGGUGGUCCAUCAUUAAACAUAGCGCGACGUUCUCAUCAGCCGAGGGUUUCGAUAAUAAGAAGAGUCAGUCCUAUUACUGCACCAGGAGUUUACGCUCGCUCUGGCCGACCUCGCUGUAUCGUGAGGCCAUAUGUACCGCCACCAAAUCUUGUUCCACCAGUUGCACCGUCUCCCUUUGUAGCAAUGAGAAGGCCCCUAGCACCAUUUGAUAACAAUGCACGUCCUACGCGGCCUACCCCGACUAGACGGCAUGUAUCUGCGGAGAUUCCCAGCCCAUCCAUGGCCGUAGAUCAAGCCGUUUGCAAACCUCGACAACUUCUUCCUGGUCAGAUUCCGGUCUGCUAUCCUUUGGACCGAUUACACAAUGCUCUCGUUAAAUUCCUUGGAGAACGAUAUCUUAAUCUGCUUGAUGAGUUUCAUAGGGAUCAUCCCCAUCUGUUAGACAUCGAUGACGAAACAAUGAGACGCUAUCUUUACCUGGAUUUCCCGGGAAUUUAAGAGCAGAGUUAUAAGUCUUGUUUAGUGUUCAAUAAUGGGACAACAAGCGAAUAGAGUAUUUUGCAAUCAAGUGUUAAUAGGAACAAAGUUUCAUUUCAUACUGCGCUCUGUUUCGGUUAAUUUGUUUUAGAUUCACUUUUUCCUACUAAUUUAUCCGUAGUGCGAAUCAUUUGGGCUCUGAGGCCAGGUGCUUUAAUUUUUAUGGUAAUAAUAAAGAGUAAUCGGCUCAA
Varroa destructor (honeybee mite) is the source of this 935-nucleotide messenger RNA. RefSeq lists its product as uncharacterized. The record is from RefSeq and is a predicted model, not a curated record. NCBI's taxonomy places the organism in Eukaryota, Metazoa, Arthropoda, Arachnida, Mesostigmata, Varroidae.